This is a messenger RNA of Mirounga angustirostris (Northern elephant seal), 5741 nucleotides long. It is a transcript of the gene DENND3, whose product is annotated as DENN domain containing 3. Gene Ontology annotation, cellular component: cytoplasmic vesicle. Gene Ontology annotation, molecular function: protein binding. The record is from RefSeq and is a predicted model, not a curated record. The coding region runs from base 581 to 4300 and encodes 1239 amino acids. Lineage: Eukaryota; Metazoa; Chordata; Mammalia; Carnivora; Phocidae. The transcript has 23 exons. Gene Ontology annotation, biological process: regulation of Rab protein signal transduction.
GCUCCUUAUCUUAUCUGGGGGGAAGAGUGAAAAGACAAAAGGUUUUGUAAACAUCGGGUACCAAGUUAAAGCUUAAAAGUGUUCAGGCCGAAUGCCCCUGUUGCAUAGAUCCGGGGCGACCAUGUGGUUGCCGGAGGAAGGGUGCGUCUCUCCUCUCUUGGGCCGGGAGUCCUUCUCACCCCUCAGUCUGUGUCCCCAGGUCAGUGGUGACAGGACCACUGGCAUGGGGCAGGGCGUCAGCACCCCAUCUGUACCAGGCCGGACAGUGUGCGGGGCACCUCCUCCCCAGCCUGUGAGGGCACUGGGGCCUCCCGUGUGGGGGGUCAGGGUUGAGCCCUUGACCUGCGACCUCGCCCCCCGGAGAGGGAAGCUCAGGGAUGCGGCAUUCGCUGCUGCAGUCCUUGCAAAGCCGGAUUGGAACUCACGUCUGCCUGUUGGCCGGGCUCGGACUGUCAGGCUGUGUGCCCAGGGGCAGCCAAAGAGCCAGACCCCGCGUUGCGGGUGACUCGCCUGAACGCAUGGCCCGUCGGGUCCCUAAAAGGAGCUUCUGUGCGGUCCUUCCUGUCCCGGGCCACUGUGGAUGUCUCUGAAGAACGGGGUCCGCAGCCCCUCUUCUCUCGAUCCGGAGGUCCUGUCCAUUUUUGUGCCUCCUUUCAUCACUAAGGAGGACAGUCAGAUGGCUGGUGCCCCCUGUGUGACUCUGAGCAAGACCAGAAGGCGCUCCUUCAGAAAGAAGAAGGACAAGCCCAAAACAGAGCCCUGGAAGGGCCUCCCUCCUGAAGACGUUAGUGUCCCCAACGGUGUGGACCUGCUUGCCCUGCCUCAGCUCUGCUUCCCAGGGGGCAUGUACAUGGCCUCGGAACCGAGGGAGGACAGUGUCCACUUCCUGGUGCUGACCGACGUCUGUGGGAACAGAACAUACGGCGUGAUUGCCCAGUAUUACCGACCCCUACACGACGAGUCGUGUUUCUACAACGGCAAGGCGCACUGGGAGCCGUCCUGGCCGACCGCAGGCAUGGCUGGCUGCUUCGUACCCUUCGCGGUGUGCGUGGUCUCCAAGCUCCCCUAUUACAACGCCCUCAAGGACUGCCUGUCCUGUUUGUUGACUCACCUGAAGCUCUGUAAAGAUUUUGAAGUUGACAAUCACAUAAAAGAUUUUGCUGCAAAACUGUCUUUAAUACCUAGCCCGCCGCCUGGACCGCUUCACUUGAUAUUUAACAUGAAGCCGCUACAGAUCGUGUUUCCCUCCCGUGCGGACCCUGAGAGCCCGCUCAUCGACUUGGACCUUCACCUGCCCUUGCUGUGCUUCAGGCCCGAGAAGGUGCUGCAGAUCCUAACGUGCCUCCUGACGGAGCAGCGGAUCGUGUUCUUCUCCUCCAACUGGGCCCUGCUGCCCCUGGUUGCCACGUGCUUCCUGGCCUACCUGCACCCCUUGCAGUGGCAGCACACCUUCGUGCCCGUCCUGUCGCACCAGAUGCUGGACUUCAUUAUGGCGCCGACGUCCUUCCUCAUGGGCUGUCACCUCGACCACUUUGAAGAAGUCAGCAAGGAAGCUGAUGGUCUAAUUCUGAUCAAUAUCGAUAACGGGAGCGUCACCUGCUCUAAUGACGAGGACUUCGAUGUCCCGGACGUCCCCCUGCUCGCGGCACAGACCUUCAUUCAGAGGGUCCAGAGCCUCCAGCUGCACUACGAGCUGGACCUCGCACACCUGGGCGCCAGCAUGGACCUGAACGAGGGGCGCGCCCGCAGGCGGGCCUGGCAGCAGAAACUCAACUGCCAGGUGCAGCAGGUGGCCCUGCACCUGCUCUUCAGCAUCUUCAGGGAGGUGAAGAACCACCUAAAUUACGAACACAGAGUGUUUAAUAGUGAGGAGUUUCUCAAAACCAGGGCUCCGGGGGACCAGCAGUUUUAUAGACAGGUGUCGGAUACCUACAUGUUUCGCUCUUUCCUUAAAGCCCGGCUCAGCGGAAGGAUGGACGCCUUUGCCCAGAUGGACCUCCACCUGCAAUCUGAAGAGGACAGAUUUAACGGGAUGCUGCCAAGUCCAAGAAGACCGACCAUUGAGAAGAUGGCCUCACGGAAAUCCUCACCCCUGCACGUCGCGCACCGGAGGAUGGUGGUCAGCAUGCCCAACCUGCAGGACAUCACCAUUCCCGAGCUGCCGGCCCGGAACUCGUCGCUUCGCAAAGUGGACGCCUCGGAAUGCAGCAGCAGCGGCGUAGUUCUGAGUGUGACCCCGAAGCCGACGUACACGUUCAAGAUCCCGGAGAUCCACUUCCCCCUGGUGGGCCAGUGCGUGCAGGCCUACUACUCAGACUGCGUCGCCCUGCUGAGCAAGGCCAUGAGCCUUCUGGCGCCCGACAGCUCCGUGCUCCUGGCGCGGUACUUCUACCUCCGCGGGGCCGUGCACUUGAUGCACGGGCAGCUGCUGGACGCCCUCCUGGACUUCCAGAGUCUGUACAAAACAGACAUCAGGAUCUUCCCCGCUGAUCUCGUUCGGAGGACGGUGGAGUCGCUGUCGGGCCCCCAGCGUGCCCAGGCCGAGCGGGUGCCCGAGCUGCGGCGGCUCAUCAGCGAGGUGGUGGACAAGCCCGGAGAGGCCCCCAAGCCGGACGACCGCGUGAAGAACUUCGAGCUGCCCAAGAAGCACAUGCAGCUGGACGAUUUCGUGAAGAGGGUUCAGGAGUCGGGCAUCGUGAAGGACACCAGCAUCAUACACCGCCUGUUUGAGGCGCUAACCGUAGGACACCAGAAACAGAUUGACCCAGAAACAUUCAAAGAUUUCUACAACUGCUGGAAGGAGGCAGAAGCAGAGGCCCAGGAGGUCAGUCUGCCUUUGUCGGUGAUGGAGCAUCUGGAUAAGAACGAGUGUGUUUAUAAGCUGUCGAGCUCCGUCAAAACGAAUCGCGGCGUGGGCAAGAUCGCCAUGACCCAGAAGCGCCUGUUCCUCCUGACGGAAGGGAGACCAGGCUACGUGGAGAUUUCCACCUUCAGGAACAUAGAGGAAGUGAGAAGUACCACUGUAGCAUUUCUGCUUCUGAGAAUACCCACUUUAAAAAUUAAAAUGGCAUCCAGGAAAGAAGUGUUUGAAGCUAAUCUGAAGACGGAGUGUGACCUGUGGCACCUGAUGGUGAAGGAGAUGUGGGCCGGGAAGAAGCUGGCUGACGACCACAAGGACCCUCAGUACGUCCAGCAGGCGCUGACGCACGUCUUGCUGAUGGACGCCGUGGUCGGCACGCUGCAGUCGUCCGGUGCCGUCUACGCCGCUUCCAAGCUGUCUUACUUCGAUAAGAUGAAGAGCGAAAUGCCCUCGACGGUUCCAAAGACAACCUCGGAAACCCUGAAGCACAAGAUAAACCCUUCAGCGGGAGAGACUUUCCCACACGCCGUGGACGUGUUGUUGUACACGCCAGGGCAUCUGGACCCAGCAGAAAAAGUGGAGGAUGCCCGCCCCAAGUUAUGGUGUGCUCUGAAUGAAGGCAAAGUGACCGUGUUUGAUGCUUCCUCUUGGACGAUUUACCAGCAUUGCUUUAAAGUGGGCACUUCCAAGUUGAACUGCAUGGUGAUGGCGGAGCAGAACCAGGUGUGGGUCGGCUCCGAGGACUCGGUCAUCUACAUCAUCAACAUCCACAGCAUGUCCUGCAACAAGCAGCUCACCGACCACCGCUCCAGUGUCACGGACCUGGUUGUGCAGAACGGGACGCCCAGCAAGGUGUAUUCGUGCAGCAGGGAUGGGACCAUCCUGGCGUGGAACGUGAGCACCCUGCGAGUGACCAGCAGGUUCCAGCUGCCGGGCGGCAGGCUCUCGUCCAUCAGCCUGCAUGACGGCUGCCUGUGGUGCUGCACCGGGAACAGGAUUGUGGUUGUCACGUCAAGCGGACUGCUUUGUCAAGAACUGAAGAUCGGCGAGAACGUUGGGGACAUCGGCAUGUCCUUCCUCAGUCUCCAACUCCUCCCCGAGCAGGAGCAGCUCUGGGUGGCGUGUGCCGGAUUCAACAGCAUCUACGUCUGGAGCCUGAAGGACCUGACCCGGCGCCCUCAGGCGGUUCACCUUCAGGACUGCUCCGAGGUCAGCUGCAUGAUCACGGUGAAGAAGCAGAUCUGGGUAGGCGGCACAGGUCUGUCACAGGGGAAGUCCAAAGGGAAGAUCUACGUCAUCGACGCCGAGAGGAGGACGGUGGAAAAGGAGCUGGUGGCCCACAUGGACACAGUGAAGACCCUGUGCUCGGCAGAGGACAGAUACGUGCUGAGCGGGUCAGGCAGCGGGGAGGGGAAGAUCGCCAUCUGGAAAGUUGAGUAAACGUGGGUGAACAUGCUGAAAAGGUCUGUGUUCUGCCCCCCUUCCGGUGCCCCCCGGAGAAGGUGGGGUGGGGAGCCAGUCUGGGCCCCCAGUGGGGGCAGGCGGUGUGUCGGACUUUCCUGAUUGAACCGUACCAACAGCCUUUCAGGUUGGGGUGCUUCUCAGGCAGGCAGCUGGAUCAACUUGCUAAUUGGCUCUGCUGUGAAGUUACCCUGUGUGUUGUCUAGAAAGUUCCAGAACCCACGACUAGGGGCCAGCAUCAGAGCCAGAGGGAAGCGAUGUAGCCAAAUCACGUAUGACCGGCAGACCUCAAGUCUCUGGUUUGCAUUUCCUCUACUUCACUCAUUCAAAUAUACAGUAAGCACCAGUUUGCAGGAGACCUACAGCCUUAGGCUGACCUCGUUUCCAGCAGUUUAUGAGAGGAGGUGUUCUUUAAAUGACAUCUUUGUGGUUGAAGAGAUUUGUGCCUGCCCCUUGCUGCGCCUGCUCAGAGCAGGUGACCGAGGAGGGGACAGGGAGGGGACAGCACUGUACUCAGGGUGUCUGGACAGGGGCUGGGCCAGCUGAAGCAAGCUCUGUGUUUCUUUCCUUUAACUAAUGCCAAGUUUUUAUAAUGAAGAAACCUAGAGAGACUUUGCUGCCAAAGAUCACAGAGGAAGAGUUCCACCUAAAAUAGCCCUAUAUAAUCGAGUUUUCUAGUGAAGUUGCUGCCACUCACAGUCCCGUACCUUUCAACCGUCUGCUUCUUGUAUCAUCUCUGUCUCCGUAGAUGGUGCUGUAUUAUUUAACGGAAGAUGAUCUUAUUAGCUAUAAAUAAGUAUUUGCAAAAACAACCUCUUACCCGUUUUUACUGUAAUAUUGAGAUGUCCCUCCCUCGGUGUCCAGCAAGGAAGGUUUUGACGUAGUUACUGGAUGUGGAGGGAGCAUCCCCCUGAUGGCACCGUCUGAGGGCCUGUGGCCUCUCCCCCGACGGACCCACCAUGAGCUCAGCCACAGAUGGGGCUGCUAGACCCUCUGCCCUGGGCUUGUGCCAGGACCUCACUCACCCUGAGAGGUCACAGACGGUGUUCAUCAGGCCCCCAGGACAGGGCCGAGCUCAGUAGCGUCCAGAACCUCCAGAUGAAAGCUUUGACCAGGCCUUGCGUUUGUCUGCAGGACCUAAGCGUUUUGCAGGGUCCAGAUGAUGGACCCGAUUUUGGGGUGUUCUGGGAAUGUGGUGCAGAGAACAGCUAGGUGGCCUUAGGCCCCCGCGACUGUGCUUACGAAGAGGGUGUGCUCCUGACUUCUAGAAGGAAACAAAGGUUGAAUUCUCCUUUUGUAAACACAUGAAAAAUUAGUCAAAUCCUGUCAGAAAUACUCAUAAAUUAUUUCAUGUCAAUCCACACAUAACCAGGUAUUUUCACCUUGUCAAUAAUAAAUUCCUUUGUUUAUUAAACGCUGA